UUUUGUUACAUUUGCUAUACGCUUACACUUUAUAUGAUAAAUUAAAAGAUAAAUUAAUUUGUUUAAAAAAUUUAAUAAGAAAUACAAUAGUUUUGCUCCAAAGUAAUAGAAAGAUCAAUUUACAUAUAAAUUAAAAGCAAUAUAGAAAUAAUUGGUAAUUUCUUUUCCAAAAAUUUCAAAAUCAUAGAAGAAUGGCUAACAGAAUAUGGAAUUCUGGGAAUAAACUUCCUAAAUAUACAUUUAAACAUGUUGGUUCGCUGAGCUAUACGGAAGAUGAUAUAUUAAUUUACACGUUAUAUAUUUCAGCGCCACUUAAAAAGACUGAUUCAAAUAAAUUAAAAGAAUAUUUUUCUACUUUCGGUGAAGUUGAAAGUGUCAACAUUUUUAUUAGAAAAAAAUGUUCAUAUAGUGGCAACAAUCGCACUUUCAGUUUCGCGUUUGUCUGCUUCAAAGAAGCCGAAUCAGCAUCAAAAGCACUAAGACGGAAGGCACAUUUUUUUUGUAAUAGAAAUAUAAUAGUUCGCAGUGCGGAUAGUUGGAAACAACCUUUUCAAAAAAAAUUAAAUAAAUCUGAAGAUGAAGUUAUUGAUUGUGAAAAUACAAGCUAUUCAAUUUUAAAUUUAAAUGAUGACUGUUUGUUUAUCAUAUUUAAAUAUCUACCUUUUAACGAACAAAUAAAAAUGUCAACACUUUGUACACGGCUGGAAUACAUUUUUGAACUAAUUUAUAAAACUUCAAAAACCCUUGAUAUAGAUUUAGAAGAAUCAUUAACGUUAAUGGAUUUCCGUCAAGGGUUACAAAAAAUUGGUCAUCACAUUGAAAACAUAACUUUUAGUUCUGGAUUAUCUAUGAGGAAUUUCACUCGUUUUAUAGACUUUGUAUCAAAAUUUUGUCCAAAUUUAUGCAAAUUGCGUUUGGAUUCACUUCAUUUUAAAUAUACUGAAAUUUUUCACAAAAUUUCAACAAAAUUGCAUACUAUUUGCCAUUUAGAAUUGAAAAAUUGUUCCAUAAAUGAUGAAAUGAUGAAUUUACUAUCCAAAAUAACAACCAUUGAAUACUUGGAUUUGACAGAUAAUUAUGAAAUAACGGGCUUGUAUUUGCACAAAUUCAAAAACAUCAAAACUUUAAUAUUAAAUUCUUGCGCCAACAUCCAAUCAUCAUUUUUUAUCAAAAUGUGCUCUAAGACAACAAACCUAAGGGAAUUAAACAUUCGUCUUUGUGACCGACUAAAUACCUGUGCUUUUCAAGCUCUAGUUGAAAAUUUAAAUGAGUUGGAAACUCUUACAAUAUGUACUUGCUAUCAAACAAAUGAACUUGAAAAAAUUACUGAAUUAAAAAGUCUAAAACAUUUAACAAUAAAUCAAUCUAGUAACAAAACUGACCCACUGUUUUCUAAAUUAGCUAAUGAAAAAAAAGAUCAGUUAGAAACUUUAAAGGUUACCAACUUCUCCCAUAGUGAUAUUAAAGGAAGCGCUAUAACAGAGUUGGUUAAACUGAAGCAAUUAGAUUUACCAUAUGCUGUAUGUACUGAUAAGUUUAUACAAGAUUUGUUGAAACUGAAGGAUUUAAGAAUUCUAAAUAUCCCCGGAGUUAUAGUUUCCAAGGAUUGUAUAUUGAAAUAUAUAACAAAGGCAGUUAAUAUUGAGUUCAUUGAUUUAUCAAGAAGGGAAGGAUACGGUGAUGAAUUUCUAAAAAAUGUUAUUGAAAUAUUAAAGAAACAAAAUCGUUCCCAGCCUUUAACGUUAAGAGUUGAAGAGGAUCCAAGCACGGAUGUUAAAGAAGAGAAAACAUUUUUACGUGAAAAUAGAAAUAUUUUAAGAAUAGAUCCAAAUAAAACAGAUUACGUGAUGGAAAUGUUUGAUUCCAAUUUUCAUUUUCUAUCAGAUGACGAGGAUGAUGAUGAUGAUUACAAUACAGAUUUUGAGGAUAAUUUAUUUGAUUAUGAUGACUUGGAUAGCGAUAAUUUGUUUGAUGAUGACGAAUAUGAUAGUGAAGAUUAUAACCAAGUAAUGGAUGAGCUUGCUGAAUAUGAUCUCGUCGUUAAUAUUCUUUUUUGAAUAAUUAUGUACAUACACCUAAGAGUUAUGAUUAAAUUAUUUUAGAUGUUUCAAGAAAUAAAUAAAAUUUGUAAUGAAAAUUUUAAAA
Molecule: messenger RNA, 2145 nt
Organism: Condylostylus longicornis
Lineage: Eukaryota; Metazoa; Arthropoda; Insecta; Diptera; Dolichopodidae
Exons: 6
Coding region: 192-2057 (621 amino acids)
Molecular function (GO): RNA binding; protein binding
Source: RefSeq, a predicted model, not a curated record